Molecule: messenger RNA, 2346 nt
Organism: Paramecium octaurelia
Lineage: Eukaryota; Ciliophora; Oligohymenophorea; Peniculida; Parameciidae
Source: the annotation of a GenBank genome assembly
AUGUCAAAGUUCUUAUAACAAUAAGAUAAUCAAAGCGAAAGUGACAGUGAAAAACAAUUUAAUUAAUAAAACUGCUUUAACUCAAAGUUUUUUUAAGACCUAGAUUUAGAAAGUGAUGAUGAAAAACAAAUUAAAAAUUAAGAUAAUUUCAAACAAUUAAAUUGCAUCAAUACAACAUUCAAAUAAGAUAAUUAAAAUAGAAGUGAAGAUGAAAUAUAGAAUCACUAUUAAAUAAUUGAUAACAUCCAUAAUCAAUCUUAAGCUAUAAAUAUUUUAGAUACAUAACAAAUAGAUUAGGCUAAUGAAAAUUUAAAGAGAAGUGAAAAAAAAAGAAAAAAGAUAUAAACAAAAAACUAAAUCUAAAAAGUCUAAUAAGAAUCUAUAAACGAAGGGGCUAAAAAAACAAAAAAAAUAUAACUUGCUGCUUAAUUGGCUUUAAAAAUGUAGGAAUAAAGAAGAAUAAUUUAAUAAGAAUAGAAUAGACUUAACUUAAUUUAAUAAUAACAAGAGGAAGAAGAUCGUCAAAGAGAAGAAUAAAUGAGAAAUGAAAUAUAGAAUCUAUAAAACUGCUAUAAGAUUAGUUGUGAUUGUUUCAGAAAACGUAGAAAUCAGGAGAAAAAAUAGAACAAAUUUUAGGAUGAAUAAAAUUGUUAAUAAUAGCAACAAUAGUAAUAAUAAUAAUAAUAAUAAAAAAAAAAAGAAUUUUACAUUUGCUCAAUUUUAGGAGAUUUUGAAUCAGGAAAAACAACCUUAAUAAGAGGAUUAAUCGAUUUUAUGAAAAAGAUGGGUUUUCAGGUGGAGCUUUUUGGUUACUCUUAUGUCUGCAAACCAACUGAAAAUAAUAAAAAUUUGUUCGAUUAAAUGCAAUCCUACUUUCCUGUUAGUUUCGAGAACGAAACAUUUAUAUUUUAUGAUCGACCUAAUCAACAAAACAAUUUACAAACUUUUCCAGACUGUGAUAUAGCAAUAGUAAUUAUUGAUCUCAAGUCAGGUUUGGAAUCAUAAAGCAUUAAAGAUAUUGAAUAUCUGAAAUUGCGUAAGAUCCCUUUUAUUAUUGCUCUUAAUAAGUUUGAGAGAUGCCUUGAAAAUAGAAAUUUUCAUUAAUUAUCAUAUCAAAAAUUAUAGGACUAAACAAAAAAUAGUAAUUGUAUCUAUAAUAAACGAUUGCAAUCCAUAAUAAAUUAAUUAGCGUAACUAAAACUGAGUACUGUCCAAUAUUGGGAACAAGUAGAAGUAAAUGCUAAUGUCCCUUUAGUUCCUACUUCAGGAAAUCUUGCAAUGGGUUAUGAAGAUUUAUUGGCUACUCUUGUAAGAUAUCUUCCUGUAAAAUCAAUAUUCAACAAUUAAAUUAACUACCUAGUCUUAAACAAUAAGGAUAUUGAAUAAAAUUAAUCUAUAUUAGAGUGUUUGGUAAUUGAUGGUCAUUUAAAAAGAGGAGAUUACUUAUUAAUUGCAGAUAACGGAUACCCAAUCUCUGUUAGAGUAAAGAAUCUCCAAGUAAUUCAUUAAGAAAUUAAUAAAAAAUAUUUCGAUAAAAAUUGGGUUUCAGUUGAGGAGGUUAAAACAAACCUAGCAUUUAUUAGAGUCAUAACGGAUAAAUUAUAAUCAGUUUACUUAGGUUGUCAAUUUAAGAUUGCUAAUUCAGAUGAAGAGGUUUAAGAAGCUUAAGAGUAUAUUAGAAAUUAGUUGAUAAAUUCUUUGUCAAAUUUUUAACUAGAUAAAGAAGGUAUAGGAGUUUUUGCUGAAGAUGAAGCUUCACUUCUUUUACUAAUGCAAUAUUUAUAAUAAAAUAAUAUUUAAAUUUGCUUUUCUAAUAUUGGAAUAGUUUCAUAAGAUCUAAUUUUAAAGUUUAUUUAUAAGUACUAGCAACAGAAGGUUAAUCAAAAGUAAAAAUCAUAUCUACUUUAUUAGAUUUGCAUGUAUUUUAGCUUAUGGAAUUGAUAUUCAACAGGAUAUUUUAGAGAUUGCCAAAUCCCAUUAAAUAUAAAUAAUUUCGGAUGAUAAUUGUUUAUCUUUGAUAAGCAAUUACUAAAGGUACGUCAAACAUUUAAUUGAAGAUAUAAAAGAGCAGUUGAAAGAUACAACAAUAUUUCCUUGUCUACUAAAUGUAAAUAUGUUCAAUAGCUUAGGUUACGGAAAUAAUUUAAAUGUCAGAUCCAAUGAUAUUAAUUAGUUUUAAUGGCAAUUUUUGAGCAUGCCACAGCUUGCAAGCAUAGUAAAUAUUUGGUUUAUUGAAAGAUUUCAAGAAAAGAUAUAGAUAUUGUUAAAGAAUAUUAUAGAGAAGACUUCACUAUAUAAGAUUGGCAGAUGGUUAGGGAAUUAAAAUCGUAUUUUUCAAUAGUUUGA